AUUAUGAUUCACCCUGUAUAUAGGUCGAGCUUUAAUGGAAUUUCCAGUAUUCGCUAAAGCAAUCCAAAAAUGCGAUACUGUUUUGAAACCUUAUGAUGUAUUUGUCACAGAUAUUUUAAUAAAUAAAGACAAAUAUAUUCUCAAUAACGUAAUCAACUUAUUUGUAGGCCUUAUUGGAUUACAGAUCGGAAUAGUUGAUCUCUUAAUAAGUAUUGGUAUCACUCCUGAUAUUAUAAUGGGUCAUUCUAUUGGUGAAUUGGUUUGUGGAUAUGCCGAUGGAUGUUUGACGGCCGAAGAAACCAUCAUGAUGGCUUAUUAUGUAGGUUUAGCAUUUCUUAAGUCAAAAAUAAUAGAUGGCUUGAUGGCUGAAAUUAAUUUAGAUUUUAAAACUAUGAAAAAUAUGUGUCCAUCGGAUAUCGAUAUAGUUUGUUACAAUAGUUCGCAUAAUUAUAUUGUGAGUGGACCAACAAGCUCUAUAAGAGCAUUCCUCGCUAAGCUACAGAAUGACAACGUUUCUGUAAAAGAAAUUUCCUGUGGACAUGUACCUUUUCAUAGUCGUUACGUCGAGCCUGCAAGAGUUAAACUUUUGGAAUACUUGAAUCAGAUAUUGCCACAGAAAAUCUCUCCGAGCUCAAAGUGGUUGAACAUGUUGAAUAAAUCUUAUGAAUGGUUCAGCACAUCUUCAAAUACCUCGUAUCUAGCAAAAUAUUAUACAAAUAAUCUGUUAACCCCGGUAGUAUUUUCAGAAGCUGUGCGUUUUAUUCCAAACGACGCGGUGACGAUUGAGAUAGCGCCGCAUGACAUUUUACAAUACAUUCUUAACGAUUCAUUAAAGGCAUCUGUGACAAAUGUCGCGUUAUACAAAUUCUCUCACAAAUCCGACGUUGAAAUAUUCUUACAUGGAAUUGGAAAACUUUAUAAUGCAGGAUUACAGCUGCAAAUCGCAAAUUUAUAUCCGGAAGUUAAGUUCCCUGUGAGUCGUAAUACACCGAUGAUUUCUCAUCUUAUAAGAUGGGAUCAUUCCGAAGAUUGGUAUGCAUACCGUUAUAUUGCACAAAGAAAACUUGACAUUGGGGAAGCAAUUGUUACCAUUAAUUUAUUAGAUGAUGAAUUUACAUAUAUGACCGGGCAUGUCGUUAAUAGAAAAAAUUUAUUACCGGCUACAGGAUAUCUUUUCCUGAUAUGGCAAAUGAUCGGCUGGUUGAAAAAGCGAAAUCAUCUCGAUAUACCAAUUGUAUUUGAAAAUGUCAAUUUCCUACGUUCUACAGUUCUGUCGAAGCAAAAUCUAGUCAAUUUAACUCUUAUGAUCCAAAAGGAUAGUUGCAAAUUUGAAAUAAUCGAAGGGGACAGUCCUGUCGUCACUGGAACAGUACGAAUUCCAAUCAAUAUUGAAGACGAAAAAAUAUGUAGCACAUUUGUUGAUCGAAAUGACAAUGACAAAGAGGAGAUGAAUAUAAAAGAUAUUUACAAAGAAUUGAAACUUCGUGGUUAUCAAUAUACCAACGAAUUUCGUGGAUUAAGAAGCGCGUCAAUCACAGGAAAGAAUGGUCAUAUUGCCUGGACUGACAAUUGGGUAACGUUUAUGGACAAUAUAUUACAGAUGAUGAUUUUAGGGCAGGAUUCGAGAAGCCUUUUUGUACCAACAAAAAUUCGUAAAGCGGUAAUCGAUCCAAAAUCUCACAUAAAAUAUAUUGAAAAACUUUCAAAUAAAAAAAAACAAGUCCUUGUACAAAAUUAUAAGCACUUAGAUGUUUUGAUAUCUGGAGGAAUAGAAAUACAUGGUCUCGUAGCUACAGCUAUAUCUCGUCGACAAAAUGUAGCCAACCCCGUUUUUGAAGAGUACAAGUUUGUUGCUCAUCGAGAUUUGAAUAUGACAUCUUUGCAAGAUGCAAUAAGAAUGUCGGUGCACGUUGCACUUGAGUGCCAUAACAUGAUAAACGUAAAAAUCAUUGAAUUUAUCGAAAGUAGCGACGAAGUGAUGCCGGAGAAUUUAAAUUCUUUACAUGUUUAUAAAAUUUUAGACGACUUACCGCAAAUUUGUUACAAUAUCAAAAUAGUAACGAGUAACGAACGAUUCAAAGAUAUUUCUUUGCCCGACAAUAUUUCUACGAUGGAAUUUGAUAAACUGACGAAAAAUGAAAAUUGUUUGAUGAUUAUAGGUUUCGGAAUUUUAACAAAAAAUAGAAACGAUUUAUACGAACAAUUGUUGUCUGCCAUAAUGCCAAGAGGAUUUCUUCUGACAUUGGAAGAGUUAGAUGCUAUUUACGAUUACUCAUGUCUGGACAAAUAUGGAUUAAAAGUAAUUUUGGAAAAACGCACCAAUGAUAAGACAAUUAUAUUAUUAAGAAAAAUACAAGAUUUUAAGACGAAUCAGCAGAUUGUGCAUGUAAAUAAUUACGAAUUUUCGUGGAUAAAUGAGAUUAAAUCAUUCAUGAACGUGGAAAAUGACAACAUAAAUACGAGGAUUAUAAUCGUCGCAGAAGGGGACUUCGAAUGCGGUCUACUCGGCCUUGUCAAUUGUUUGCGAAAAGAACCGGGUGGUGAAAUGAUUAGAAGUGUAUUUAUUCAAGAUGGAGAUGCGCCUGCUUUUUCAUUGCAAGAAUCGUUAUAUAUGAGGCAGCUACAACUGGAUUUACCCAUCAAUGUUAUACGUUCCGGCAUUUGGGGAUCCUACAGACAUUUUCCAUUAUCAUUAUUAGAACCAAAACUCGUACAGAAUGCUUAUGUUUCUCAAAUGGUGCGAGGUGAUCUGAGUACUCUUUGUUGGAUGCAAAGUAGGAUAUCUUUCGUUAACAAUAAUAAAGAAAAUCUAGUAAGAGUAGUUUAUGCAUCUAUCAAUUUUAGAGAUGUCAUGAUAGCUAGCGGUAGACUCGCCAUUGAAUCUAUUACAACCGAACGAAAUAAUAAUUCUUUAAUUGGAAUGGAAUUUGCUGGUUUUAAUAAAACUGGGCAAAGAAUAAUGGGAUUAUGUUCAACAGGAGGAAUGACAAAUAUUCUCAUAACUGACAAAUAUCUUAGUUGGAUCAUACCUGACAUGUGGACGAUGGAAGACGCUGCGACGGUUCCUUGUGUAUAUGGCACGUGUUAUUACGCUUUGUAUUUGAAUGGUAAAAUGAAAAAAGACGACAAAAUAUUGAUUCACUCUGGUACGGGAGGUGUUGGUCAAGCUGCCAUUUAUCUUGCCCUUUACGAGGGUUGCGAAGUGUUUACGACGGUUGGGAGUAUCGAAAAACGAGACUUUAUAAGAAAAACGUUUCCUUCUAUUCCCGAGGAUCACAUUGGAAACUCUCGUGAUACGAGCUUCGAACAAAUGAUUAUUCAGGGAACAAAAGGUCGCGGAGUGAAUAUCGUAUUAAAUUCUUUAGCUGAAGAGAAACUACAAGCGUCCGUCCGUUGCUUAGCAAAGGGUGGUCGUUUUCUCGAGAUUGGAAAGUUUGAUAUGGUCUCCAAUAAUCCUCUAGAAAUAUUUGCAUUUUCAAAAGGUAUUAGUUUUCAUGGCAUCUUAUUGGAUAAGUUAUUUUCUGCAGAACCAGAGAGUAAGGCAAUACUACGGAACAAGUUAAUGGAAGGCUUAAAGAAUGGCGCCAUCAAACCGUUAUGCAGAAAAGUUUUUGAAAAGCAUGAAAUAGAAACUGCUUUUAGAUAUAUGGCUGCUGGAAAGCAUAUUGGAAAGAUAAUGAUAAAAGUUCAAAAAGAAGUUGAACUGGAAGCACCUAUACUUGCACAUCCCCGGUAUUAUUGCCUGGAACACAAAUGCUACAUCGUUAUAGGUGGUCUAGGUGGCUUCGGUCUAGAAUUAAUUGAUUGGUUAAUUUUACGUGGCGCAAGAAAUUUAGUAUUAACUUCGCGAACUGGGAUAAAAAAUGGUUAUCAGCAAUCAAGAAUAACGUUAUGGCAAUCUUACGGUGUGAAUGUUCAAAUCGUUACAUCUGCUGAUAUUUCGAAAUACGAAGACUGUAAAUCUAUAUUGCAAUUUGCCGAAGAACAAGGUCCCGUGGAUGCUAUAUUCAAUCUCGCAGUUGUGUUGAAAGAUGACAUAUUCAAGAAUCAGUCCCCACAAGCAUUCGAAGAUUCUUUUAUAUCAAAGGCAUGGACGACGAAAAGGAUGGACGAAUUAUCAAGAACAAUUUGUCUUCAGCUCCGACAUUUUGUUGUUUUUUCUUCCGUUUCAUGUGGAAGAGGUAACGCGGGCCAAACAAAUUAUGGAAUGGCAAAUUCCGUAAUGGAAAGAAUUUGUGAAAGAAGAAUGAAAGAAGGUUUACAUGGUUUGGCUAUACAGUGGGGCGCGAUUGGUGACGUAGGACUUGUCGCAGAUAUGCAAGAAGAUGACAAAGAACUUGUUAUUGGUGGUACAUUGCUACAAGAAAUAUCCUCCUGCUUGGACACAUUAGAAGCGUUCUUGCUACAAGAUCGGUCAAUUGUAAGCAGCAUGGUUGUUGCUGAGAAAAAAAAAGAUUCUGGCGAAGCAACAAAUCCAUUUGAAGCGGUUGUAAACAUUUUGGGAUUGAAGAAUCCAAACAUGGCGGCACCAAACAUGUCACUGGCUGAACUAGGCAUGGAUUCAAUGAUGGCAGUUGAGAUUAAACAGAGAUUGGAGACAGAAUUCGAUAUUUUAUUGACGGCACAAGAUAUUCGAAAUCUCACUUUUGCAAAACUUAGAAAAUUGACAAAUACAUCUGAACAAGGAAAGAUAUAUCGAAAAGAUGAAACCGAAGCUAAUGUAAAUAGUUUGGACGGUUUAAAAACAUUGACUCGAAAACUUAACGAUUCAGACUUGAGUCCAGACAUUUAUGUUAAACUCGAUACAGAGAGGAAAGUUGCUGGGAGUGAAAUAUUCCUUAUACCAGGAAUCGACGGGUGUGCAAGUGUAUAUAAACUGAUAGGAUCGAAAAUUAAAUCUUCGGCGAUAUGUUUGCAACAUGGUGUACUUAAUAUGCCGGGUGUUACUCGUUCAGUAAUGAAAUCAGCAGCAUAUCUUCUACCUCACGUAUUGGAGAAAAUACAAAGUCGAAAAGAAUUUAUAAUUAUCGGUUAUUCAUUUGGAUCUUUAAUUGCCAUUGAAUUAGCGAGAUUAUUAGAAGCUGAGAAUUUCUCCGGACGUUUAAUACUUAUAGAUGGAGCUCCUGAUCAAAUAAAAUUCUUGCUUAAGAAAUCUUUAUCUCAUACUACAGAACAAGAGUUACAAAAUGAUGUUUUACUUUUUUUAAUCCAAUUGUAUCUUAACUCUAAUAUUGAAACGUUUAAAUUAGAACUAAAUAAGUGCAAUACGUGGGAAGAGAAAUUAGAACUAUUUACUGCAAGCUUUUCGAAGGAUAUCAAUGAAUUAACUGUUGAAAAUCAGAAAUUGUUAUGGUCGACGAUAUAUGAUCAUAUAAUCGCUAUACAAGAUUAUAAUAUAACAUCAUUGCCACGUCUUAAAUCAUCUAUAACCUUAUUAAAACCCACACUUGCGUCUACUUUUACUGAAGAAGAUUAUGGUGUACAUAAGGUUACCGAAAGUGCAGUACAAAUACAUUAUGUGGAAGGUACUCAUAUCACAAUAAUGGACAAUGACAAAGUAGUAUCACUUAUUAACGAAGCAUUGUAAAUUAUAAAAAUAUGAAUAAGAAGAGAGAACUGUACCCGUUUUCUCUGUAAUGAUUCUAUCUAGUAAUAAAAAGAAAUAAAGAUAAACCUGAACCAAUAACAAACAAUAAUAUUGCUAUU
Messenger RNA from Camponotus floridanus (Florida carpenter ant), 5706 nucleotides. Its product is annotated as fatty acid synthase-like. Gene Ontology annotation, molecular function: oxidoreductase activity; fatty acid synthase activity. Bases 35 to 5587 code for a protein of 1850 amino acids. The transcript is spliced from 13 exons. The record is from RefSeq and is a predicted model, not a curated record. NCBI's taxonomy places the organism in Eukaryota, Metazoa, Arthropoda, Insecta, Hymenoptera, Formicidae. Gene Ontology annotation, biological process: fatty acid biosynthetic process.